AUGGCAACUUCAAUCGGUCAAACAGCUAUUCGUCCUAAAUAUCAGACAACAUGUGUUCACCAUAAAGGGAAACAACUGGAUCUUUACUGCAAGAAAUGUCAAGAAUCCAUUUGUCCAACAUGCAUUACUUCUAUUCACAAAAAACAUCCUGUUUGUGAGAUCAGUGACAUCACUUCUCAAAAGAAACGAGACAUUAAAAACUUCAUCGACAAGACAGAACAAAACGACCUUUUACAAGUUAAGAAAUAUAUCACUUCUGCUGACACGCUCCUUAAAGAAAACACUAGUAAUUUUGAAAAACUUUCCCACAAACUGAAAACUCAAACAGAUAAAUUAAAACAAGAUCUUGAUCUGCUAACAGGACAGACACUUUCUAUUUAUAAAAAGAUACAAGAUGACAAUACCAAGCUGAUACAGAAAUACAAGGAAGACCUGGAGAUGUAUGAACAUGACCUCCAACAACAGAUACAGGAAUGUAAGAGAGCACUUCAGGUUGACUCUCACCUGGAAAUCUACAAUACAGAAUGUGAAAUAUAUUCUUCAAUACACCUACCUGUAAAACCUGUCCUGGGGACUGCCUCCUUCACUUCAAACUCAAAUCCUCAUCAACAUCUACAGUUUGCCUUAGGGGAAGUUGUCACCUCAAGUCAAACAUCAACUGACCGGGAACAGUCAGUCUUUGCAUCAGGUCAAUCAGAAGUUACGAGGAAGAAAUCAGUGCCAAAGAAAAAGCUACGGUCAAAGACCAAGGUGUUGGGGAAGUGGGUGGAUCUACAUGGCAGUGGUGCUGUAUGUCCCACCACUGAUCGUCAGGUGUGGACUAAGAGCGAUACCACGAUAAUUCUCCUGAACAGAAAGGGUGAAGAAAUACAGAAGGUCAGUAACAGGACUUACAUCAAUGACAUCAGUCUAUCACCCACAUCACACACACUGUGGGUCUGUGACUGGGAUAACAACAUCAUGGAGCUGGUAUCAGGACAACUCAUAAACAAAUUCACAACCAAGGAGCACCCCAUGUGUAUAUGUGCUACAGCCAGUAAUCAUAUCAUUGUGGGGAUGUACAAACAGCUCUCCAAAUUUACUACACAAGGUCAAAUGGUACUCACUUUGAUGGCUGCGAGGACUGGGAAACCAAUGGUGUGUUCACCAUUCAGGAUAUCCGAGUGUCAAGUAACUCACAAUGUUGCAGUGAUUGAUUUCAACAACGAAAGUGAUGGUGGUGGUGGAAACAGUAUUGCAGUCAUGGAUACUGACUUCCAGGAACUGUUUGUAUAUAGAGGUGACAUCCCAAGUACAUAUAAACAAACGCCGAAAACAGGAAGUGAACCAUUUAACCCCUUUGGUGUGGCAUAUGACAGCAUGGGGAACCUCAUCAUUGGUGACAAUGAUAACUGUAGGGUCCUACUCCUCAGUGGAGGUGGUGAGUUCCUCAGGAUCAUAUACUCAGACACAGACAAGAUAAGGGCUGUAGGUUUAGAUAGGGAGGAUGUCUUGUGGUUAAAACUUGGGUUAGUGAUGAAACUAUUACAGUACAGCAAAUAG
Messenger RNA from Ylistrum balloti, 1542 nucleotides. RefSeq lists its product as uncharacterized. Gene Ontology annotation, molecular function: zinc ion binding. The transcript has a single exon. Lineage: Eukaryota; Metazoa; Mollusca; Bivalvia; Pectinida; Pectinidae. Bases 1 to 1542 code for a protein of 513 amino acids. The record is from RefSeq and is a predicted model, not a curated record.